This is a messenger RNA of Agrilus planipennis (emerald ash borer), 4917 nucleotides long. It is a transcript of the gene drosha, whose product is annotated as ribonuclease 3. Gene Ontology annotation, cellular component: nucleus. The record is from RefSeq and is a predicted model, not a curated record. Lineage: Eukaryota; Metazoa; Arthropoda; Insecta; Coleoptera; Buprestidae. Gene Ontology annotation, biological process: pre-miRNA processing; primary miRNA processing; regulation of gene expression. The transcript has 13 exons. Bases 94 to 4557 code for a protein of 1487 amino acids. Gene Ontology annotation, molecular function: ribonuclease III activity; double-stranded RNA binding.
CUCAGCUGAAUGAGAACUGCCACCUAAAAGACUUUUGAAAUGUCAUAGAAACCCUAACCUAAAUGUUGUGUGCAUGAAGAAGUGUUGUAAAUUAUGGCCAAUAACUGGUUUCACCAUAACCAAUUCAGUCGUCCUCCACCUUCACAUCCAAAUGCAAACUAUCAGUAUCAGCCUACUCAAGGUAGUUAUGGUUAUUGGCCCCCCGAACUGCAGAAUACGGCUCAAGUAUGUCCUUUACCGAAUCUGAAUGAACCACCACCAGUACUCGUUAAUACAGCCCCAUAUACAGGCAAUUAUUUUCGUGGUAACUAUGAUAUAAAUUCAGGUUACUCCAAUUACCCCCAAUCAAGUUAUAAUAAUUAUGAGGAAAGGUACAACAAUUAUAACUGUGCACCUAAUUCAUCAUUCACCCAAAAUAAUCAUGCAAGUGGAAUUGAACAAAAAUGUGCUGAUUUUUUAAAUUUAAUCAAUAACGGUCAGCCACUGUAUAAUUUUAAAGAUGAACUUGAAUCAUAUAAAACCAGAAAAAAUGAACUUGAGAAGAGAUAUACUACUAAAUCAAACCUGGACGACUUUGGUGCAUCAGAUUCAAGAACUAAGAGGAACAAUAAACCCAUUUCUGGCAGCUAUAACACUUAUCAGAAGUCAAGAUCCCCCUAUCAAAGGGACAAAUCACCUAUCAAUAAUCUAAGAGGAUACAAAAAUUUCCAGUCAUUUAGAUCUAGAUCAUUUCAAAAGAAAAACGACUACAAAAAUACUGUAGCUACUAGUAAUUCAUGCAGGGACAAUAGAUCAAGAAGUAGCAGCCCCCAAAGAAAGAUUAGCUCAACCAGGAGCCCCUCCAAAACAACAGAAAGGGAACAAAUUUUGCAAAAUUGGAGAAAGAAUUAUUGUGCUACUCGAGAAGAAGUUUGUAAUAAAAUUAAAGAGCUGUCUAAAGAAGACAUUUUGGAGCAAGAGAAACUUAUUUGGACCAGAACAACACCGGCUGACUUAUAUUAUGCAAGGGACGAAAAUAAUCCUAAAGUUAUUAAAGCAACACCAAAGCUAAUAGAAAUAUGUAACAAUUUUGAAGAAACUCUUGUAUUAAGAGCUAAAAAGGUUAAUCAGUUAAAGCCAAAGUAUGAGCCUCCCCCAAGAAAAAAUAGGGCCAGAAUUUGCAAACAUAAAUCUGAACAAUAUAGUAGUUCAGGAAGUUCAGAUGAAGACUUCACUGAUGAAGAAGACUGCAGUAUGGAGGAGCUCACCAGGAAACAGCAGCACCCAGACAGGUUACAUCCUGAAAUGUGGUACAAUGAUGUGGGUGAGAUGAAUGAUGGUCCCUUGUGCAGAUGUUCCAGGAAAGCUCGUAAAACGGGAAUAAGACACGGAAUAUACGCCGGAGAACGUUUUCAAGAGAAAUGCGAUUUAGACACUAACAAUGCUGACAAAUUGUAUCAUUACCGGAUCACAAUUUCACCCCCAACAAAUUUUCUCAUUAAAACUCCGACUAUUAUACAACACGACGAGCACGAAUUCAUAUUCGAAGGCUUCUCCAUGCUGUCUCAUAAGCCUCUGAUAAAAUUACCAACGUGUAAAGUAAUAAGAUUCAACAUAGAAUAUACAAUAUUUUACAUAGAGGAAAAAAUACCAGAUAAUUUUACAAUCAGAGAACUGGAUUUGUUCUAUGAAUAUUUAUUUAAAGAGAUUCUGGAAUUGGUUGAUUUAGAUUUGAAAGCAGCGGGAGAUUCCUCGGGGUGCUCACAAUUCCACUUUAUGCCACGUUUUGCCAGAAAACUACCCGACAACGGUAAAGAAAUACUGUCUAUGAAAGAGGUACUGCAGUAUUUGUUGAACAGCUCUGUGCCUCUAAUCAAAGAGACCGAGUUGGAAAGUAUGAUUCAAAUGAGUCAAUACGAAUGGCAGAGUUAUGCAGAUGAAAUCAAGGGAAUGGUGGUAACAUAUCCCGGUAAGAAACCAUGUUCUGUAAGGGUCGACCAACUGGAUCGUAAUCUGGAUUUACAAGAAGAAGGCAACUACAAAUUCCCUGAAAUUGUACAUUUUGGUAUUCGUCCACCUCAACUCAGUUACGCUGGAAAUCCAGAAUACCAAAAAGCCUGGCGAGAUUAUGUCAAAUUCCGUCACCUUUUAGCCAAUAUGUCCAAACCGACGUUCGAAGACAAACGAAAGCUUGAAGCCAAAGAGAAUAAGUUGCAAGAAAUGAGGACGCAGAGCAAAAUGAAACGUGAUGUUACUGUUGCCGUGUCUGCAGAAGGUUUUUAUCGUACUGGAAUCAUGUGUGAUAUUGUUCAGCAUGCUAUGUUGAUUCCCGUACUUGUAUGCCAUUUACGAUUCCACAAUUCAUUAAGCGUCUUAGAAGACACUAUAAAUUACAGGUUUAGCAACAGAGGACUCUUGCAAUUGGCUCUAACCCAUCCCUCGUACAGAGAAAACUUUGGAACUAAUCCUGAUCACGCCAGGAAUACAUUAACUAAUUGUGGGAUAAGGCAACCAGAGUAUGGAGACAGGAGGAUACAUUACAUGAAUACAAGGAAAAGAGGGAUAAAUACUCUCAUAAAUAUAAUGAGUCGUUUCGGAAAGAAGCAAGAGACUGAAUCUAAUAUAACACAUAAUGAACGAUUGGAAUUCUUGGGGGACGCGGUAGUGGAGUUCUUAUCUUCGAUCCAUUUAUUCUACACCUUUCCUGAUCUAGAAGAAGGGGGCCUGGCCACAUACAGAGCAGCGAUAGUCCAAAAUCAACACUUGGCAGUCCUUGCCAGAACCUUGAAUUUGGACCAUUACAUGCUGUAUGCUCAUGGAUCAGAUUUAUGUCACGAUUUAGAAUUGCGACAUGCAAUGGCUAAUUGUUUUGAAGCCUUAAUGGGAGCUCUGUUCUUGGAUGGAGCCAUAGAGGUGGCUGAUCGAGUUUUCUCAGAAACACUCUUUAAAGAACGUUCUGACCUCUUGGCGGUGUGGCAGAAUCUUCCUCCACAUCCCCUUCAAGAGCAAGAACCCCAAGGAGACAGGGAGUGGAUCCCUAAGUUUAAACUGCUACAAAAACUAACAGAAUUUGAAAAUUCCAUUGGAGUAGAGUUCAUACAUAUCAGGUUACUGGCCAGGGGAUUCACUGAUAGGAGUGUAGGGUACACGAAUCUCACCCUGGGGUCCAAUCAACGUCUUGAAUUCCUGGGCGAUACGGUCUUGCAGUUGAUAGCCUCCGAGUAUCUCUACAAAUUUUUCCCUGAACAUCACGAAGGACAUCUCUCAUUACUCAGAAGUUCAUUGGUAAAUAACAGAACCCAAGCCGUAGUGUGUGAUGACUUAGGAAUGGCCAAUUAUGCAGUUUAUAACAACCCUAAAGCAGAAUUGAAAACUAAAGAUAGAGCAGAUUUGUUGGAAGCUUUUAUAGGAGCCCUAUACGUUGAUAAGGGACUUGAGUAUUGUCAAGUUUUUUGUCAGGUCACGCUGUUUCCAAGAUUGCAAGAUUUUAUUAUGAAUCAAGAUUGGAAUGACCCGAAAUCAAAACUCCAGCAGUGUUGUCUUACUCUUCGUACCAUGGAUGGAGGAGAACCAGAUAUUCCUGUCUAUAAAGUUAUUGAAUGUAAAGGACCUACCAAUACUAGAGUCUAUACUGUAGCUGUAUACUUUAGGGGCAAAAGAUUAGCUAGUGCCAUGGGACACAGCAUCCAACAAGCAGAAAUGAACGCUGCUAAGAAAGCACUCGAAAUUUCCAAAGAUCUUUUCCCGCAAUUGGACCACCAAAAACGUGUUAUUGCGAAAAGUAUGAAAAAACAGCGAUACCCUCACAGAAGAAGGAGCAUUACUAGAUCUCGAAGUCGCUCUAGAUCGAAACCCAAUCGUAAGAAACGAAUGGGUAGAUCCAAGAGUCUUUCUCGAUCUCCAUCCUCUAGAAGAAGGCAGUCUUGUUCAAGAAGGAGUCCCCCUUUUUCCAGAAGACGUAAAACAAGAUCUAGAUCGGUUUCUUCCUCCUCUCCGUAUAAUAGACGCAAAAGGAGCUACUCCAGACAAAAGUCAAGGUCUCAAAGUCAAAGCAGCAUUGUUAGCUCAAAAAAAGAGAAGUCCAAGUCGAGAAGUCGUUCACGGUCUACAAGUCGUUUAUCAAAAAGAAAAAGAAAGCGCACUCCUAGAAGUUCUUCGCGAAGGUCCAAAUCUAUAGAAGGGUUGGAGAUAAAAAGGGAAGCAAAAUCCAGAAGUCCUUCAAGAUAUUCUCGUAGUAGUUCUUCAAGCAGGGCCAGCAAAUGUCGAAACAGAAAUACUAAAAGGCCAAGAUCUGUAAGUUCAGAUGCAUCACACAGAUCUAAGAAAUCUUCGUCUAGGAGCCGUUCAGGAUCCCCGGUAUCUUUAACAUCAACAACAAGCCGUUCGUCUUCUUCAUCGUUGCACACCACUAGUAAAAAGAAAAAAAGAGGAAAGACAUCUCCCGAAUCUUCACCUGACUCUUCUUCAACAAGAAGAUCAACGUCAACUUCAUUUGAAUCUCAGAAAGAAAGAUCCAAAAGGAGAUCAAGAUCUCGAUCAAGAUCAUCUGAAAACGGGAAAGAAUUGGGCAAAGCGUGAAUUAAUAAAUUAAUGUUCAAGGGAGGACAAUUUUGGAAUAGCAUGUAUUAAUAAUUAGGGCCAAUGUAAAACAUAAUUAUUUUUCAGCAAGUGUAGGCUAAAUAUAUAGAUACCAAUAGAACAAUAUCGUACUUUUAACUGCUUAUUGCAUUAACUCUAUUAUUAUUAUUAUUAUCAUCCAGAUAUAACAAAUUUUUGUAAUUAUACGGCGAUAUUUUUUUGCGAGCAAUUUUGUAAUUUGUUUUAUUAAUUAUACGACGAUAUUUUUUUUGUGGGCAAUUUUGCUGCCGAAAGGGUCAAAAUAUGAUAUAACGAUGUGAUUAAAUUAUCAGUGUAUUUAAUAAAUAAUAUUAACAAGUA